AUAUAUUCAUAGAUUCAGUUUAUUUCUAAGGAUAUUUAAAAAUAGAAAAAAAAACGAGAAAGCGGUAAGCACAACUGCCAACAUUUAAAGAUGAAACUCUAAAUAUUUUAUGAAAAAAAUAUUGAAGUUACUAUUGAUUUAGAAAGGUCAGUUGGAAAAUAUUUAUCAUAUUACACAGUUCCAAAUGGAGAAAUUCGCUAAAAGUUUAGAAACCAUGACAGCGACACAAGAUCAUUAUAGUCUCCGGUGGAAUAAUCAUCAAAAUCAUAUAUUAAGAGCGUUUGAUACUCUGCUACAGACAAAAGCUCUAGUAGAUGUUACAUUAGUAUGUGCUGAAACGAGUAUACAAGCUCAUAAAAUGGUUUUGUCAGCAUGUUCACCAUUCUUUCAGCGUGUGUUUGCUGAAACACCAUGUAAACAUCCAGUUAUAGUUUUAAAAGAUUUCCGAGGAUGGGUUGUUCAAGCAAUUGUUGAUUUUAUGUAUCGUGGUGAAAUUUCUGUGCCACAAGAGCGUCUUCAAACCUUAAUACAAGCUGGCGAAUCACUACAGGUGCGGGGGUUAGUUGAAAAUAAUGUACCAGAAAACAACCCAACGCCUGCUGCUUCACCGGAUGAUUUUGGUAUGUUAGAUACAUCAUUGCUAUCAUCAGAAUAUGGUCGGUGUUCAAGUAGCUUUGACGAAGAAUGUCCAACAAUGGUUAAUAACAGUGGUUCAAAAAUAAUGCUCUCACAACAUAUGUUCUCUGCAGCAGCGAUGGCUGUUGCAGCUUCAGCAUCAGCAUCAGCAACUGCAAAUACUCCAGAAACAAAUAGAGAAUCAUCAACACAAUUGAAUAGUUCAAGAUCAGAUUUAUGUACAUCACCAAUGCCAAGAAGAAAACAAGCACGACCAAGAAGAAGGUCUGGCGAAUGUCCUGUACCAGAUUUAAACACAAAUAGUAAACCAAAUACUCCGGUGCCAGAAAACAACCCGGCAGGUGAUGAGCCUUUAGAAAAUGAUAAUGAUGAAGACGAAGAAGAAGCAGAAAUAGAAGAAAUUGAAGAUGAAAUUGAAGAUGUUGAAGAUCAUGUUGAAGCUAUCAAAAUCGAAGUAGAUAAACAUCGAAAUUUAGUCGAAAAUACCGAAUCAGAAAAGAAAACGUCUGACCAUGAAACAACCCCAACGGAAAAUGUUGAAAAUGUAAUUGAUGAUAACGUUAUAAACUUAAGUGAACCAGAAAGGCCGCCUGAAGAAAUUAGUGACGAAAUCAACCUAAAUUUGAAUAAGAGGCAAAGUUGUAGUCCUUUAGAUGGUCCCGAAAAUUUGUGUACAAAAAAGAAAAAAUCCGACGACGAGGUAGAGGCGGAAACGAAUAAUGACGUUAAUUCAAUAAAAUGCCCUGAAAAUGAUGGAAAGGAGCAGAAUGAACAAAAACAGAAAGAGGAUAGUGCUAACAAUAACACGCCAAAUAACAAUCGAAUUGUAUUAUCUUUAAAAGAUAUUCGACAUUUGAAUAAACAAGGAACUGUUCCACCUAGAUCUCCUCCCAAUCCAUUUCAACCGCCACCUGAUUUAAUAAGACCACCGUCACAUCAUCGUGAACCACAUUUACGCGAUCACAGCCGAGAUAGUAUGAAAAACGACAAUUUAGAUAUGCUUCGUAAUCCAAUGGAAUCAAUUCCAGAUCACGGUAGUCCUUUAAAUUUUGACCAUAUGGAUUUAUCCAUGGCUGCAGCAGCAGCAGCUGCUGCAGCACACCAUCAUCAAAAUCAAAUGAAUUCAAACCAUUUAUUAGGUCCUGGAGGACCACAUCACCAUCCAUUACCACCACCUCCACCACAUCAUCAUCGUGGUCAAUUAGAACGUUUAGAAGAAAGUUUAGCCAACCGUUUAAAUAAAGAAUUUGCACCAAGCUCACCUAUGAGUUUACCACCGCAUUUUAAUCCGUCAGAUGGACCACCACAUCCACCAUCACCAUUACCUUUUCCUGGAAUGUCAUCGGCUUUAACACUUACACCACCUCACAUGUUUGGAUUAGAUUCACCAUUAGGGUUAUUUCCACCUGGCAUGGAUCCAGGAAAACUUUACAAUCCAUUAAUGGAUAUUACAGAUCCACGUGAUUUACCUGGCAAUCAUCCACCUUUUAUGAAAAAGAAAAUGCCCCGGCCCAAAGGUCAACAUUCUGCUCCACGAGGUGGCCCACCACGUUCAUGGACAAAUGCUGAAUUAACAGAGGCAUUGCAACAUGUAUGGAAUAAAAAAAUGACAACAAGUCAAGCUUCAAGAAUAUUUGGAAUUCCUUACAAUUCGCUUUUAAUGUAUGUACGAGGGAAAUAUGGAAAAAGUUUAAAACUAGAACAAUUAAGAAAAGACUGUAUUUCUGGACCACCUAUUGAACUUUUACAAAUGGGAAUUAAUAAUAGUAGUGGUAAUAAUUCUGGUGGCAGUAGCAGCAAAAACAAUAAAAAUCAUCAUCAUUUAAAUGAUAGUAGAUCAAAGGAAUUAAAUGAAUUAGAAAAUUCAAUACAUAGAAAUUUACAAAAUGAAGCUGAUUUAUUACAAGGUGCAAAUCCAUUAUUCAACCCGUUUCCACCUGGAUUUUAUCCAGAUUUUGGUGGCGGUUUUCCUGGAUUACCCCUUGGAAUGUUAAAUUUAUUACCACCCGAAAGACAUCCGCCAUCAUCUUCAUCUUCAUCAUCAUCGGCUGCGGCUGCUGCAGCUGCUGCAGCUGCUGCCGCAUUACAUUUAAAUAUGGAUGAAGAUUGUAAAUCGGAUCGUUCUAAGCAAUCAUUAGAAGAUGAUUUUCCACAACCAUUAGCAUUAAAUCGUGAUUUAGAUAGACGGGAAUUACUGAUGCAGCCGAAUGGGCAAGAUUGA
Molecule: messenger RNA, 2857 nt
Organism: Condylostylus longicornis
Lineage: Eukaryota; Metazoa; Arthropoda; Insecta; Diptera; Dolichopodidae
Gene: lov
Product: protein jim lovell
Exons: 4
Coding region: 185-2857 (890 amino acids)
Biological process (GO): regulation of transcription by RNA polymerase II
Cellular component (GO): nucleus
Molecular function (GO): DNA binding; protein binding
Source: RefSeq, a predicted model, not a curated record